UGCUGCAGAAGAAGAGAGAGCGGCGAGCAGAGAGCUGCAGAUCUCUGCUGAUUCCUGAUGCACCGCCGGCUCCUUUUCAUCCGUCUGUAGAGAGCCACGGCCGCUCAGACUGGGAGGGAAACGCCACAAAUCUGUUUUAAUUUGGAAGAAAGCAGAAGGAGGACGAGCAGGUGGGGACACAAGUGUGCCGGUUUUACCCACUUCAGCGUCACCUUCUGUGGGAGGAGAAGGCGACUGAUUCCCCGGGGAAAUCAAGGAGUGGACGGUUCCCAAAACAUCUGGAAAGGAGCGAGACUAAGCCGGAUUUAACCUCUGUAGAGAAAUGACGGAGCAGCAGAGGAAAUCAAAGGAUGAAAGAAUAGAAGAGGAGAAAGGAGAGAAGGCCGGUCCUCUCAGGGUCUAGAUCCUCUCAGAAAACCUGCCGGCUGCUCCUGGACGAGGAUUUUUUGGGGAGAUUACGCGGAGAUAAAGUCAGCUUCAUGGCAGACAGAGGGCGACUGUUUGAGGCUGAAGUUUGCUGAAACAAAGCCGCUCUUCACCUGUGUGGAUUAUCACACCUGGAGGAGGAUUUUUGGGGAUUGAGGAGUUCACAAACUGAUUUUUCUUUCUGGUCGACAAAGAUUUCAAGAUACUUGGAAUUCAGUGUGGUGACCUAAACACUGGAAAUUUCAUCGACUGAGGAAAAUAAUUCGUGCAAUUUUCUGUUUAGUGGCACAUUUGGAAAAUACAGAUCCAGCAGCCGUGGGUCAUUUGCUGAAUUAGACACACGUAAAUGAAAAACAAACUGUCAAAAAGGGAUUUUGAGAAAUUCCCAGAAUGGCAUCUCUCCAUUUAAACGCCUUUCACGCUGCAGUUUUUCUCUCCCUCUGUUUGUUUCCUGUGAACACACUUUUUUAAUCCUCUCUCUUUGCCUGGGUGCUUGUCUUUGGCUCCUUUUCCCUCUGAGGCGUCUGACAGGAAUCCUGUGUUGGAUCAGGGUGCAUAAAACAGGUGCUGAUGACAGAUAACAGGUGCAGAGAGGCGCAGGUAGACUCUGAUAAAGCCAGAUAACUGAUGCUCGGUGACAGAAGCAGCAGGUGAUACAGGCUGAAUGUGCUUCUGCAGAGAGUCGAUCCUGUCUGUCAUCUUUCUGCAGGCUAAUCGAGGACCGUCUGUGGGCGAGGUGGGCGGUGAUAAAACCGGAGGGAGACGCUGUUCUCUGCAAAAAACCAACAUGCAAAAGGAGAAAAGUUAAACAGCCCCGAGCAGCAAGUGAGAAAUAAAUCUUUACUUAGAAUGAAAAAGUGAAGGAAAAGAUUCAGAAACUGCAAAGCACUGAUUUUUAAAACAGAAACAUGCAGGCACAGGAAACACCUGUCAGUAAAUAUUCAUCAUCAGAUCAUUUGGAGCUCACAGGUUUGUCUCUGAAGAAACUUCAGCUCUUUAACACAAUAAAAUACCGUUUACAAAACUAAAUGUGCUUCGAGACUUUGCAGCUAAAUUUAGAUUUUUUGAGGGAGAAACAGCAAAAAGGACUGAGACCAAACAGAAAUCAAACAACAUGUGAUAUUCAACUGGAUAUUAAAACACACAGACAUAAACUGAGAGACACAAAGUGCACGUGGCAGACAGAUGUUAGUGAACCAGGAGGAAAUGUAUUUUUGAACUUUAUAGUAGACACACAAAAGUGCACAAAAUGACAGAUUUACUGAUAAAACAUGGGAGCAUUUUCCAUCUGCACACAUCAACGCUGAGUGCAAACGUAACACUUUAGAUGGAAACGCUGGAUUCAGAGAGGAGGCUGAAAUGUGGAGUCACUGCUAAAAGCACAAAUGCUGCUUCUCCUUUCUGACCCUACAAACGCAUCAUUAAUGCCACAGUGCUCAAAGCAUUCAGCGCUAAACACAACCAACCUUUCAAAAAACACAAAAGCACAAACUUUGAUACGUAAAAUAAAAAACAAAUCUCUUGUUUGGUUUGUUAGGUGAGCGGUUUGGGUAUAAAACCACAUUUUAAAGUUCAAACAGUAGAAACAGUAGAAACAGAUGCUGGUUGUUUCGUUCUAUUACUUCUGCACAGACACGAUCAGCUUGACUUUUGGACAAAAUGUUUACAGUGGAGCCGCGGGCUUCUUAUUUCUCGUGGUGAUUCAAACCCUCAGAUGAAUUAUUGAGAGCUCUUGAUCCUCUCUCAUCAAGAAACUGUUCCAAUCUUUUAUUGAAGCUCUUGGCGUUUGCAAUAUUUCAAAAUCUCUGACACAAGCCAGCAGCCUGUUAGAGUCCGUUUGGGGGAGAAGGAACGUCGCUCUAAACGCUCACUGAUGUUCACAUGAAUUAUUGAAGCGAACUGAAAACAGUUUACAACCGGGAGAAGAGUUCUUUUCUUCAGUUCUUAUUAACCGUCACAGGCCUCGCUUCCAAACGCACCUCAGGAGACACACAAACGAACAUUUAGCUGCAGAGUUUGUGUUUGAUUAGAGGCUCAGAUUUAAUCCAUUUUGGAAAAGCAGGAAAAAUAAUUUUUUAAGCUAAGAACCUUUUCCUUCCUGUUUGCAGGAACACACACUUUAUUUAACCAAACAAACAGAGAUCGCACAAACGUCAUCCUUCAUCGAGUUUGAAGUUUGUCGUCUAUAAACUUUCAGCUGUUACAUUUACUCUAAACAGAAGCUGAAAACACACAAUUUGCAGUCUUUUUCUUCUCCAUCAGCUUUCCUGCGCUCAUCAUUUUUUAAAAGCACCACGAUUUGGAUCUAUUAUGUUUUUAUUCAUCACUCUCGCAGAAGCUACCAAAUUUAUUCAGAACAGAGAGAGAAGCAAUUUGUUUGGUCAUAAAGACAAAAUAUUCAGUGCAAGACAAAAAUCAAACAAACAUCCAACAAAGUGAAGCUUAAGUUGAUUUAAACUAUUUGAUAUUUGCACUGAACUACAGCUGAAUGAUGCUGUAAGCACACGUGUACACUGUCUCUGUGGGAGCCGUGAACCAGCACUCGGACUUCAUCCUUCCAUCAGGAUUCAGCUGCUGCUUGUUUUUGCUUAAACAAACUGAACUGAUUUUUCAUGUUAACAGUUUCAAGCACAAACCGGAGAUCGCCUUCCUCCUCCUCCUCCUCCUCCUCCUCCUCCUCCUCCUCCUCAUCUUUCCCCCUGUAGGGCUGAAACAAUCUACCGUGCAUGAAUAAAAAUUAAUUUAGAUGAAAAGUGUCUCGCCUCCUCGCUGGCCGCAGGACGCCAGAUAAAAGCUGUUUACUGCGAGGAGCUGUUCGAGCAGCAGAACGCAGCCUUUUUACGACAAAAACGAACGACGUUUGUGCUGCUUUUGUCUUCGUUUCAUCAUUUUUUCUGCUUGCGAGUGGGAAACAGUGAGAAACAGAGAAGUGGGUUUUACUUUUGUCUUUAGAGCAGAAAAGAGGACACGACGCAAACUCAGCUUGACUCUCAGCUGGGGUUUCCCUUUCUUGUCUUUGAAGGAGAACUUGUGACUUUGAGCUGAUAAAAGGAGCUGCACAUGUUUGGAGACACUUCUGGGGCUUCUCAGAUGAAGUGGAAAUCUCACUUUACUGUAUAAAAACUACAAGUACCCUACUUUGGUGCAUAUUUGUCUAAAAACUGAGUUUGAAGAACAAGCACAGAUCUGCUAUACAGAUAACUGCAGCUUUUACCUGUUUGAAUCAAAUCAGCAUAAAUUUGAAUCAUUUUUUGAUACAUUUCUUGACAGAUUUCCUCACAGCCUUAUGGUUCACACAAAGAACAAGAAUAAAACAUUUUAGAUACACGAUCUGUAUCACAGAAUAAAGAUUUCACAUCAAACCUGAUGAUUUGAUCUCAGUUUGGAACCUCAUUUUAGGCCAAAGGUCAGUGGGUGAUUAAAAAAGGUUAAACAAGCAAGAUCGCGAACACUGACCUGAACACAUCAGAUUUGGAGGUCAAAGGUCGGACAGACAAGCUGGAUUAUCGAUACGGACUGGCAGCUGUUUCCUGAGGGACCUGCGGUGACAGAGAACGACAGAGAUUCAGAUCAAGAGGACAGACAGACCGAGACGCCAUCAUGGGCUGCAACAUGUGCGUGGUCAAACGUCCAGAGGAGCAGUACAGGAUCAUGUUCCAGCAGAAAGGCUGGAGCAGCUCCCUGCGGCCGAUGGACAGACACGGAAACGUAAAGCUCAGAGGAAGAAGACCCUCUCAGCUGCCGCUAGACCGAUCACAAAACUCCCAGGAGCCUUUGAGCCAGUCUGGGCUGGGGUGCAAAAGUCACAGGAGGAAAGGUACGCUGGUGUGCGGUAACGGGACGGUCAGCUCCUCCGUCUCUUCUGUUGCCAUGGUGGCGAUCCCUGACUGUGUUGAUAAUGCAACGCAGACUGACAUCAGUUUCCAGAACACUCUGACCCUGGGGAGAAGCAGAGGUCACCAUCACCACCACCACCAUGGUGAGGGAGGCUCCUCCUCUCCCCCACCACCUCCUCCAUCACCUCCCCUCCCUCACCUGGCAGUGCCGUACGAGAUCAAUGAGUUCUGUGUGUUUGAAUACAACGACCCCAAUGACUACUUUGAUGUAUCCAACCACGAGGUGGACCGGCAGGAUGACCUGGAAUAUGAGGAGGUGGAGCUGUACAAGUCCAGCCAGCAGGAGAAGCUGGGUCUGACCGUCUGCUACAGGACGGAUGAUGAGGAGGAUCUGGGCAUUUAUGUUGGGGAGGUUAAUCCAAACAGCAUCGCAGCCAAGAACGGACGCAUCAGAGAGGGCGAUCGAAUACUGCAGGAAACAAUGGGCUUGAAACUGAGUACCACUGACAUGGAUCAGAGCACUCUGAUGGACGCCUACACUGUUGGCUUUGGAAUUUCUAUGGUGCAUUAUGAAAUGAGCAGCAUGGAGCAUUACCACCACCAUCACCAGCCUCUGACAAUGACCAUGAUGAUGCCGGGCCUGACGGAGGAAGAGUGCCAGCGUUACCAAGAGCUGUUAGAGAUCAAAUAUCAGUAUGAGAGACAUUUGGAAAGACGCCGGAGAGAGCUGGAAAAGGAAACCACUGAAGCAGAAGUUAAAGGCCGAGAGGACGGGGACAAGGCAGCAGAGGAAGCUGAAGGCACAGCUUCUGAAUCGGUAGUGGACGUGGACAGCAAAGAGAUGCCAAGUGAGCACGAGUUGGCGUUGAUCGAGGAGGAGCUGCGCCACCUGGAGUUUAAGUGCCGCAACAUUCUCCGAGCGCAAAAGAUGCAGCAGCGUGGAGCCCCCUACAGGCCUGAAGGUGGAAGUGCAGAGUCGAGCCCCUAUUUCACCCGGAGGCAGCACAGACACAGCAAACCGUUAGAGCGCUAUCAGAGCUGCAUGACCCUGCCCUCCGAGGGUCUGGUGGACCCCCUGGACCGAGUGAGAGACAGCGGCAGGGCAGACGGGGAGGAGAGGGGGGUAGCCACAGGCAGCAGUGGGCCGGCGAGCCCCAGGAGUGUGAACAGCGCCCCCUGUGGUCUGGAGGACCACCGUGCAGGUGCCUCACGGUUAGGACUGGCCUUACCUCUUGGACUGACUCACUCAUCACCAAACGCGUCUCCACAGCGCAUGGAGUGGAAGGUAAAGAUUCGCAGCGAUGGGACUCGUUAUGUGGCCAAGCGGCCGGUCAGAGAUCGUCUGCUGAAGGCCAGAGCCAUGAAGAUCCGCGAGGAACGCAGCGGCAUGACGACAGACGAUGACGCUGCCAGUGAAAUGAAACAGGGUCGAUACUGGAGCAAAGAGGAGAGGAAGCAGCAGCUGCUGAGAGCUCGAGAGUACAGAAGGAGAAGAGAGUUCAUGAUGCAGAGCCGCCUGGACUACAUGAGAGGAGACAGGUACAGGGCAAAAUCUACAACCACACCCCAGAAGUUCAAUCGUUAUUACAGACACAAACAUAAAAGGUGCCACAUUUAUCCUCAGAGUAUGAAGUUCAUCACUGUCGUCUGUCGGAAGAAAUGA
Messenger RNA from Neolamprologus brichardi, 5925 nucleotides. The record is from RefSeq and is a predicted model, not a curated record. NCBI's taxonomy places the organism in Eukaryota, Metazoa, Chordata, Actinopteri, Cichliformes, Cichlidae.